Hippocampus comes (tiger tail seahorse) is the source of this 2734-nucleotide messenger RNA. It is a transcript of the gene ssrp1a, whose product is annotated as structure specific recognition protein 1a. The coding region runs from base 218 to 2362 and encodes 714 amino acids. Gene Ontology annotation, molecular function: histone binding; DNA binding; nucleosome binding. Gene Ontology annotation, cellular component: FACT complex; nucleus. The record is from RefSeq and is a predicted model, not a curated record. Lineage: Eukaryota; Metazoa; Chordata; Actinopteri; Syngnathiformes; Syngnathidae. Gene Ontology annotation, biological process: regulation of chromatin organization. The transcript has 19 exons.
CCUAAAACAAGCGCACCUCGUGGAAUUCAAGUUAGCUUAGCUAUUAAUGUCGCAGCGAUAUGUUUAAUGAGCUUUGCAUACUUUAUUAAAUGAAACGCUGCAUGUUGCUCGGAAACAGUGCUAACGUGAAACUAGUCAGAGAGUAAGAGCGGUGAGCGGCCAAAAUUUUUAAGAAACGAGGGUACUUGAGGAAAAGUAGCAUCAGCCUGUUGCCGAGAUGGGAGACACACUGGAGUUCAACGAGAUUUACCAGGAAGUCAAAGGCUCCUGGAAUGAUGGCCGGCUGCGCUUCAGCAAGCAGAACGUGGUGUACAAGAGCAGCAAGACCGGAAAGGUGGACAGCAUCCCGGCAGGUGAACUUAGCCUGGCUCAAUGGCGACGUGUGUGUUUAGGUCACGGAAUCAAGUUGAGCACCAGCACGGGACACAUCUACAAAUACGACGGCUUCAGGGAUACGGACUUUGAGAAGAUCUCCGACUUCUUCAAAGCAAACUACAGCGUGGAGCUAACGGAGAAGGACAUGUGUGUGAAGGGAUGGAACUGGGGAACAGCCAAGUUUUCUGGGCCGCUGUUAUCAUUCGACGUGAAUGACAUUACAGCCUUUGAGGUCCCGCUCUCCAAUGUGUCGCAGUGCGCCACAGGCAAGAAUGAAGUGACCCUGGAGUUCCAUCAGAACGACGACGCCGAGGUCUCGCUCAUGGAGGUCCGCUUCUACGUCCCGCCAAGCCAGGCGGAUGAGCGGCAAGACCCUGUGGAGGCCUUCGCCCAGAAUGUGUUGUCAAAGGCGGAUGUGAUCCAGGCCACGGGAGAUGCUGUGUGUAUUUUCAAAGAACUACAGUGUCUUACGCCCAGAGGAAGAUACGACAUCCGUAUCUACCCGACCUUCCUUCACCUCCACGGUAAGACGUUUGACUACAAGAUUCCCUACACCACCGUCCUUCGUCUAUUCCUGCUGCCACACAAGGACCAAAGACAGAUGUUUUUUGUCAUCAGUCUGGAUCCUCCCAUCAAGCAGGGCCAGACACGUUACCACUUCCUGAUUCUGCUCUUCUCCAAAGAGGAGAACAUCAGCCUCUCCCUCAACAUGAGCGAGGAUGAUGUGGAGCGCCGCUUUGAGGGCAAACUGAGUAAGAACAUGUCGGGGUCUCUCUACGAGCUGGUCAGCAGGGUGAUGAAGGCCCUGGUCAACAGAAAGAUCACCGUGCCUGGGAACUUUCAGGGCCACUCUGGUGCUCAGUGCAUCACUUGCUCUUAUAAGGCAACCUCGGGCCUCCUCUAUCCCCUGGAGAGGGGCUUCAUCUACGUCCACAAGCCCCCCGUGCACCUGCGCUUCGAGGAGAUCUCCUGCGUGAACUUUGCCCGAGGCACCACCACCACUCGUUCCUUUGAUUUUGAGAUUGAGACCAAGCAGGGCAACCAGUACACCUUCAGCAACAUUGAGAGGGAAGAGUACGACAAACUGUUUGACUUUGUCAACGCCAAGAAGCUCAACAUCAAGAACAGAGGUUUCAAAGAGAAGAAGGGCAUGAAGGGCAAGAUCGAUGAGUACAGCGACUCUGACGAAGACAAGCACGAUGCCUACUUGGAGCGUAUGAAGGCUGAGGGCAAGAUCAGAGAGGAGGGUAACGACAGCGACGAUUCUGACAGCGGCAGUGAUGAGUCUUUCAACCCUGGUGAGGAGGAUGACGACAUUGCAGAGGAGUACGACAGCAAGGCGUCGGCCAGCGACAGCAGCGACGAAGGCGAGGGGAGCGAGGAUGACAGUCCAAAGAAGAAGCAAAAAGUCGAAAAGCCCAAAGUGGUGAAGGAGAAAAAGGAAAGGAAGCCACGCAAAGAAAAGAAGCAGAAAGACAAAGGUGGCCCCAAGCGGCCAAUGAGUGCCUACAUGCUGUGGCUCAAUUCCAGCCGUGAGAGAAUCAAGUCGGAAAACCCCGGAAUCUCUGUCACAGAGAUCUCUAAGAAAGCCGGAGAAAUGUGGAGACAGCUGGGCAAAGAUGAGAAAGAGGAGUGGGACACGAAGGCGGGAGAAGCCAAACGGCAAUAUGACAUUGCAAAGAAGGAGUACAGGGAAAGCGGCGGAGGAGAUUCUUCCAUUUCCAAGAGGGAGGCCAAGAAGUCUGCAGGCAAAAAGGACGACAAGAAGCGAAAGUCCUCCGGAGUAGACAAGGAGAGGGAGCGCGGUGGCGGCAACGAGAGCUUCAAGAGCAGAGAGUUCAUCGAGACCAGCGAGAGCUCGUCCGACUCGGACCACAAAAGCAAGUCCAAAAAGAAGAAGAAGAAGAAGGAGGAGGAAUCAGAAGAAGAGGAGGAGGAAGAGGAGGCUGCAUCCACACCUGCGAGCUCAGAGGAAGAGUCUGAUUAAUCUCUCUCUCUUUCUCUCUCGCUCUCUCUCACACACACACACACACACACACAAACCAUUUCAAUAAUUUGCUCAAGGACCGGGCAUUUACACUCUUCAUGUUGACUUCUCACUACCAUGCUGAAAACAAAGCUAAUUCGCAAAGUUGUAAAUUUGGCUUUAAGACUCAGCACGACGUGCCCGACUCUUCAGUCUCCCAAGAUCUUUCCUCAAAGAUGAGCAUUCGCAUUUUUGAUGUUUUCUUUUUUUCCCUCCCUUUGUCCUUCCAUGAGGAUAUCUGUGGUAGUUUUGUAGCACUUGAUGGUGCGGUUCUUAGUUCAUAGUUUCCAUUGUCAUAUUUCCAGGCUUGAAUAAAAAUAUUUUUUUUAUAAA